AUGGAACUGCUGAAGAAGAUCGAGCGGUCCAAAGGGAUCAAGUGCCCCGACGAGGACCCGAGCAAGCAGUCAGACGAGCUCAAGCCCGUGUCGCCCGACGUGAAGCAGCUCAUUCGGCGCCUGCUGACGCGUGAGCCGAUCGAGCGCUGUAGCUUCGAGGAGUUCUUUGGGAGUACGGCGCUCGCGAAGUCGAGAUUCCCGCGGCCGUCAAAGACGCGCUCGACUUCGUCCGAGGAGCCCGCCCAGCCCGCGUCCACAGCUGAGGCGGAGGUGUUAGAUCCCAAGGUCGUCUUACCUCCCAGCAAAUUAAACUUCAAGCGGCAAGAGAACAACGAUGGUCAAAGGUGA
Messenger RNA from Gloeophyllum trabeum ATCC 11539, 348 nucleotides. RefSeq lists its product as uncharacterized. Bases 1 to 348 code for a protein of 115 amino acids. Lineage: Eukaryota; Fungi; Basidiomycota; Agaricomycetes; Gloeophyllales; Gloeophyllaceae. The transcript has 2 exons. The record is from RefSeq and is a predicted model, not a curated record.